CGGAGCCCUGGUCCUCCGUGGGUAGGAGGAUCAGCUCCCUCCCCGGAGUCCGCGGCGCCCUGGGCUGACGUCCCGCUUCUCUCCCUGCCGUCAUCGCUGUGUUGCGGUCUGGACGCAGGCGGCCGGCGCUACUCGGUAGUUUCAGCCGCGCCCAGCCCCGCCCCGGUCCCGCCCCCGGCGCUCCCUACGGUUCCUCUGGUCUUGGGUGUCCGACCUAGUCGAUACUGAUCUCAAUCCGUCCGGAACGCCUGCCUGUUUCCCUCAAGCUAGAAGAGAUCUUCAGUUCUCAGAAGAGCCAAAGCGUCUCUGGACCUAGGUGGGGAAAGAGCUGGCUGUGAUCUUUGCCCUGUCCUGGAGGGCCCAGCCUUGGGCUGAAUGGCAGCACCCACGCUAGGUCGUCUGGCGCUGACCCACCUGCUGGUAGCUCUCUUCGGCAUGGGCUCGUGGGCUGCCGUCAACGGGAUCUGGGUGGAGCUGCCUGUGGUGGUAAAAGACCUUCCGGAGGGUUGGAGCCUCCCCGCAUACCUCUCUGUGUGUGUGGCGCUGGGGAACCUGGGUCUGCUGGUGGUGACCCUGUGGAGGCGGCUGACCCUGGACAAGGGCGAGCGGGUCCCCAUCCAGGUGGUGCAGGCGCUGAGCAUGGUGGGCACAGCCCUGCUGGCCCCUCUGUGGCACCAUGUAGCCCUAGUAGCAGGGCAGCCUCACUCCGUGGCCUUCCUAGCAUUGGCCUUGGUGCUGGCAAUGGCCUGCUGCGCCUCUAAUGUCACUUUCCUGCCCUUCUUGAGCCACUUGCCACCUCCCUUCCUACGGUCGUUCUUCCUGGGUCAGGGUCUCAGCGCCCUGCUGCCCUGUGUGCUGGCCCUAGUGCAGGGUGUGGGCCGCCUCGAGUGCCCACCAGCCCCCACCAACGGUACCCCUGGUCCCCCACUUGACUUCCCUGAGCAUUUUUCUGCCAGCACCUUCUUCUGGGCACUUACUGCCCUUCUGGUCACUUCAGCUGCCGCCUUCCAGGGUCUUCUACUGCUGUUGCCAUCACCACCAUCGGCACCCACAGCGGGCCCAGGGCCGGGCCUGCAGGUGGGAGCCCCAGGAGCAGAGGAGGAGGAGGAAGAGAAAGAGAUCUCACUGUUGCAGGAGCCACCAAGCCAGGUGGCAGGCACCACCCCUGGCCCAGACCCUGAGGGCUAUCGGCUGCUCUCAGCCCGCAGUGCCUGCCUGCUAGGCCUGCUGGCCAUCACCAAUGCACUGACCAAUGGUGUGCUGCCUGCGGUACAGAGCUUUUCCUCUUUGCCCUACGGGCGCCUGGCCUAUCACUUGGCCGUGGUGCUGGGCAGUGCUGCCAACCCCCUCGCCUGCUUCCUGGCCAUGGGCGUGCUGUGCAGGUCCCUGGCAGGGUUAAGCGGUCUCUCUCUGCUGGGCAUGCUAUUUGGAGCCUACCUGAUGGCACUGGCAGUCCUGAGCCCCUGCCCACCCCUAGUGGGCACCUCUGCAGGGGUGGUCCUUGUGGUGCUGACGUGGGUGCUGUGUCUGGGCGUGUUCUCAUAUGUGAAGGUGGCAAUCAGCUCCCUGCUGCACGGUGGGGGCCAGCAAGCAUUGCUGGCAGCUGGCGUGGCCAUCCAGGUGGGCUCUCUUCUCGGCGCUGUCGCUAUGUUCCCUCCCACCAGCAUCUACCACGUGUUCCGCAGCGGAAAGGACUGUGUGGACCCCUGUGGACCCUGAGCCUGGGCAGGAGGGGUCCUCACUCCACUCCUGUCUUCACCUUGAGGCUGCCACAGGCCUGAGUGCCUGUGGCCCAGAGAGGCCCCCCACGUGGCACACUCACAGGCACCUGCACACUCCACAGGAGACCCUGGCACUUCAGGCACCGGGAACAAAGAGCAGGCCUGGAGCCAGGGCUGGGUUGGGGCUGUGGGCUAAGCCCCUGGGCUGGGGACCUAUGUGGAAUUUGCACAGUAAAACAUUCUUACUCAGAGAGUGGG
Molecule: messenger RNA, 1979 nt
Organism: Propithecus coquereli (Coquerel's sifaka)
Lineage: Eukaryota; Metazoa; Chordata; Mammalia; Primates; Indriidae
Gene: SLC52A2
Product: solute carrier family 52 (riboflavin transporter), member 2
Exons: 4
Coding region: 376-1719 (447 amino acids)
Biological process (GO): riboflavin transport
Cellular component (GO): plasma membrane
Molecular function (GO): riboflavin transmembrane transporter activity
Source: RefSeq, a predicted model, not a curated record